Ceutorhynchus assimilis (cabbage seed weevil) is the source of this 3873-nucleotide messenger RNA. NCBI's taxonomy places the organism in Eukaryota, Metazoa, Arthropoda, Insecta, Coleoptera, Curculionidae. The record is from the annotation of a GenBank genome assembly.
AUGUUUGUCUGCGAAUUCUGCAAUAAAUCGUUCACCAGAAAGGAUAACCUAAAACGUCAUGGGGACUGCAGAUCCUCCACCAACAUCUGCAGUCAAUGUGGAGGGACCUUUAGAUCAGCGGGGGCUCUUCAACGUCAUGUAAUGGAGAUUCACCCAGCCCCGAGAGCCCUCAAACGUAAAGCUGAAGAUUCCCUAACCCCCAUGACAAAACAAGCUAGACUUGACCGAGCUGGAACUUCAACAUCAGUCACCCGCAGGUGUCAGGAAUGUGAUCUGGAGAUUCCGACUAAUCAUUGGGUUGGCCAUCUUCGGAGUCUCCAACACCGGGCCAACACCUGCGUGGAGCAGGAGGAAGGCGUCGAAUUGAUAAAAACGUCAUUUAAAUGCCGAAUUGCAACAUACCGACUUCCCUCUAAACAAGACCCUACCAGCGUGAAGGAAUUUCUACAACACCUUCAGAAAAAAUUCAUCCAGCUGGUAGGGGAUAUGCUUAAUAAAUUUAACCAUAUCAAGGUCGGUAUGGAGCUUUUCGGUCGCUUCCUUCUGCAAACAAAAGAAAUAGAAGAGGUCAAGUCUUUUAAUACAAAAUUUACGCUGGUGAACGAGGGUGCAGACUUGGAGGAGUUGUUUCAACAAUUUUCAAAUAUCUUGGCAAAAAAAUGUGUGGAAUUCCAAGAAAAAGAAAGUGGCUGGGCGUUGCAACAACUUCUCUACCUAGAAAUAAGUAUAAAUAAAGUCAACCCCCUAAAAGCAUCUUCUUAUCUACCGCUACCAAAAGAAAUAGAUGCUAAGAAAGCUGUUUUAAACAUCCAGAAUUGGGACCAAAAAUGUUUUAUGUGGUCAGUCUUGGCUCAGCUACAUCCAGUUGAUAGGACUCAAAAUGCAAAUAGAGUCGCGAACUAUUCGCAUUAUGAGAAUGAACUGGAUUUUACAGGUAUAGGAUUUCCGAUUAAACUGAAAGACAUUCGCAAGUUUGAGCAACUCAAUAAUAUUUCUAUCAACGUAUACGGUUUGGAUAUAGUCUAUAAAUAUGGUAGAAAUAUUGUUGAAGUUGUUGGUCCUUUAUAUUUUACUGAAUCACGAAAAGCGACACAUGUAAAUUUAUUAUUAAUCAGUAAUGAUUUUGGUAACAAUCACUACUGUUUAAUAAAAAACAUGUCUCGACUGAUCUCAAGUCAAUUAUCUAAGCAUGAAAAAAAAAAGUACUUGUGCGAUGGUUGUUUGUUGUAUUUUUCAAGCGAGCAAAAAUUACAGGCUCAUCAAGAACACGACUGCGGUCACGUUUCUGUUCAACUUCCGUCAACCAAUUUAAUAACAAAUAAAUACGGUGAAAAGGCUCCCGAGAAUAUUUUGAAAUUUAAAAAUUUCGAGAAGAAAUUAAAGGUACCUUUUACUGUUUACGCCGAUUUCGAGACAAUUAUCGAACCCGUCGAAAGAGAACAGAAAGAGCUGGACCCCGAAAAUUCCUAUACUAUUAAAACACACAAAGCUAUUCCCUACUCUUUCGCCUACUACAUUAAAUGUGAUUUCGAUGAUUCUCAUUCAAUUUUCAAGACCUUCAGAGGAAUCGAUGCACAGAAAGUAUUCGUAGAUUGGUUAGAGAGUGAUUGUAAAUCAAUCUAUAACCGAUUUAUGAAAAAUAUCGUGAACAUGCAUCCUCUGAGUCCAGAACAAGAGAAUGAGUUUCGCGAUGCAAUAAAUUGUCAUAUUUGCGAAAAACCAUUUAAAGUAGGAGAUGAAAGAGUAAGAGAUCACUGUCAUCUUACAGGGAAUUUUCGAGCUGCAGCUCAUUCUAUUUGUAAUGUUAAUUAUACACUACCAACCCAUAUUCCCAUCUUCUUCCAUAACAUGUCCGGGUUCGAUUCCCAUCUGUUUGUUAAGGAAUUGGCUCAAGGAAACGAGAAAUUGGAUGUUAUCCCCCAAAAUAAGGAGCGGUACAUUUCAUUCACCAAACAUAUUUUGGUGGAUAAGAUCCUGCUCGACGAAACCGGUAAAUACAAACAGGUAUUUUUAAAGUUACGCUUCCUCGACAGUUUCAGAUUCAUGGCCUCAAGCCUAGAUAAAUUAUCUCAAAAUUUAAAACCAGAACAAUGUCGAGAAGUUAGAAAAUUUUUUCCCGCGGAAGAUGAAUUUCAAAUUAUUCGACAGAAGGGCGUUUUCCCGUAUUCUUACGUGGAUUCAUUUUCAAAACUAAAUGACAACAAGCUUCCAUCCAUUGAUGAUUUCUAUAACCAGUUAAGAAAAGAAACCAUCAAACCUGAAGAUUACGAGCGUGCACAGACAGUAUGGAAUUUGUUCAAAUGUAAAACUCUAGGUCAAUAUUCAGAUAUUUAUUUAAAAUCGGACGUAUUAAUUCUCGCUGAUGUUUUUGAAAAUUUCAGAGACGUGUGUCUAUCAACCUACGGUCUAGAUCCAUGUCAGUAUUACACAGCUCCAGGGCUGUCUUUCGAUGCGGCUCUCAAAACGACAGCCGUAAAGCUGGAAUUACUGACAGAUAUAGACAUGAUACACUUCCUGAAGCGCGGUAUUCGCGGAGGGGUCAGUCAAUGUAGUAUAAGGAAAGCUGUCGCGAAUAAUAAAUUUAUUCCUCAUUAUGAUGCUUCCAAACCCACUUCUUACAUCAUGUACUUAGAUGCUACCAACUUGUAUGGAGCAGCUAUGUCUCAAUAUCUACCAACGGGUAAUUUUAAAUGGCUUGACGCGGAUGAGAUUAAAACUUUAGAUUAUACAAAAUUAGAUAAAAAUUCAGACACUGGCUAUAUUUUUGAGAUCGAUUUAGAAUAUCCGGAAGACCUGCAUUAUAGGCAUAACGAUCUACCCUUUUGUCCGGAAUCUGUUAUUCCGAAAGACUCUAGAUCUAAAAUUAAAAAACUUAUUCCAAAUUUCGAACGUAAACAAAAAUAUAUUAUCCAUUUUCAAAGUUUGCAGCAAGCCAUAAGUCAUGGCAUUAAACCCGGCCAAAUUCAUCGCGUUCUUUCAUUUAAUCAAUCUCCCUGGCUAAAAAUUUAUAUUGACCUAAACACAAUAAAAAGGAAUGCUGCAUCCAAUAAGUUUGAAAAAGACUUUUUCAAACUUAUGAAUAAUGCUGUGUUUGGGAAAACCAUGGAAAACGUGGAGAAAAGGGUAGAUAUCAAGCUAAUUACCCAUUGGGAAAAUAUUGGUAGGAAACUGGGGGCAGAAGCAUGGAUCUCGAAACCGCAUUUCAAAGAUAUCACUAUUUUUGGCGAAAAUUUAGUUGCCAUUCAUAUGGCUAAACAGAAAGUUGUAUAUGAUAAACCCAUAUAUGUUGGAUUUGCCAUUUUAGACAUCUCUAAGACUAUCAUGUAUGAUUUUCUGUAUAGCUAUAUUAAGCCUAAAUACGGGGAUAAGGCAUCCUUGCUUUACACGGAUACUGACUCCCUAAUUUUAAAAGUUGAUACAGAUAAUUUUUAUGAUGAUAUGCGAGAAAAUUUGAAUAGAUUCGAUACUUCCAAUUACUCACAGAACAAUUCACAUAAUCUACCUGUAAACCAAUCAAUCUUGGGUAAAAUGAAAGAUGAAUACGCAGGUAAGAUUGUGUGGGAGUUCUAUGGAACUGGGGCGAAGGCAUAUUGUGUUAAUGUGGAGGGAGAGUUAACUAAAAAAGCUAAAGGCGUACCUGAUUACGUCACCAAAAAAGAACUCGGUCUUGCAGACUAUAAGGCUGCGGUAGACGUAGAAGGUACGCUUAUCCAUCGACAGAUGAACACUUUCCGUUCACAUAAACACGAUAUGUUUAUCGAACUUAAAAAUAAGGUAGCCUUAUCAUACGCGGACGAUAAACGCUACGUUAUACCCGGUACAGAGUACACGCUUGCUUGGGGUCACCGAGAUAUAGUACUGUAUAAGGAAUAA